This is a messenger RNA of Cryptomeria japonica (Japanese cedar), 783 nucleotides long. Its product is annotated as secreted RxLR effector protein 161-like. The coding region runs from base 1 to 783 and encodes 260 amino acids. The transcript has a single exon. Lineage: Eukaryota; Viridiplantae; Streptophyta; Pinopsida; Cupressales; Cupressaceae. The record is from RefSeq and is a predicted model, not a curated record.
AUGUCUGAUUGCAAACCAUCUAUUACCCCUAUUGAAACUGGUAUCAAACUUGAAGCUCAUCCUCGUGAAAAGUUUGACUCCACCCUUUAUCGACAAUUAAUUGGGAGCCUAAUUUAUUUAACUAUCUCUCGCCCUGAUAUUUCCUAUGCAGUUGGUGUUGCAUCUCGAUUUAUGGAAGAACCUUAUGUUCAACAUUGGAAAAUGGAAAAACGUAUUUUAAGAUAUAUCAAAGGAACCAUUAACUUUGGUCUUUAUUAUUCUCAUACUAAAAAUGCACAUAUAUAUGGAUAUUGUGAUUCUGAUUUUGCAAGGGAUUCCAUAGAUCGAAAGUCCACUUCUGGAUAUGUGUUUAAACUUGGAAUAGGUGCAAUCACAUGGAAUUCUAAAAAAAAAUCAACUAUAGCACUAUCAUCUACAGAAGCUAAAUAUCGAAGUGCCUCUGAAGCAGCUAAAGAAGCUAUUUGGUUAAACCAACUUCUAAGAGAAAUUAAAAUGGAAUCCAGUCAUAGCACCACACUCUUAUGUGACAAUAAAAGUUGUAUUGCACUUGCUAAGAAUCCUGUUUAUCAUCAAAGAUCUAAACAUAUUGAAAUUCAAGCUCACUUCAUACAUGAGAAAGUAUUAAAUGGAGAUAUUUCUCUUCAAUAUUGCCAAACUAAAGAUCAAGUUGCAGACAUAUUUACAAAGCCAUUAUGCAGUGCAAAAUUCUCCAAAUUCAGAUCAAUGCUUGGCCUCAAGAAGCUUCCAUUGAGGGGGAGUGUACAUGGCAAUGUCACCUCCUAA